AUGAUUGCUGAAGAUAUUUCGAAUGCAGUCGAUAAAAAACCAAAAACACCAUCGCAGUUGAAGAAGGAAGCGGCGAAAGCGGAAAAGUUGGCGAAAUUCCGUAAAAAGGAACAGAAAUUGGCUGAAUUGAAGGCGUCGUCCGCUUCGAAGCAGAAUGAGGAUGCUCAAAAAACGAAGGAAGUAAUUGAAUACAUUUCGAAACGAAAGCGAGGCGAGAAGAAAGAUACUUCAGUCGAAUUACCUAAGGCGUACAGCCCGAAAUUCGUUGAAGCAGCGUGGUACGAUUGGUGGGAAAAAGAAGGAUUUUUUAGGCCCGAAUAUAACUCGCACGUCAGAAAGAUUAAUUCCGAUGGUAUUUUUACAAUCGUUAUUCCUCCACCAAAUGUAACUGGCACGUUGCACUUAGGCCAUGCACUUGCUAUAACGCUUGAAGAUGUGUUGCACAGAAUGAAAGGAGAGAAAGUUUUAUACAAUCCAGGCUGCGAUCAUGCUGGAAUCGCAACACAAGUUGUUGUUGAAAAAACAUUGAAACGUGAGCGUGGUUUAACAAGGCAUGAUAUAGGCCGACAAAAAUUUAUUGAAGAAGUAUGGAACUGGAAAAACGAAAAAGGUACAGUGAUUUACGAUCAAAUUCGCAAAAUGGGCGCUGGAGUAGACUGGGAUAGGGCUUGCUUUAUGAUGGAUCCUAAAAUUAUGCGUGCCGUUACUAGUGCAUUCAUCAAAAUGCAUGAAAAUGGAAUUAUUUACCGCAGUAAUCGUCUAGUCAAUUGGUCUUGCACUCUCAGAUCUGCUAUAUCAGAUAUCGAGGUGGAUAAAAUUGAAUUAUCUGGUCGAACGUUACUAGCAGUUCCCGGUUAUGCCAAGAAAAUAGAAUUCGGUGUCUUGAUUUCUUUUGCCUAUCCAAUUGAAAAAUCGAAUGAGAGGAUAAUAGUAGCAACAACAAGAAUUGAAACAAUGCUUGGAGAUACUGCAGUAGCUGUACAUCCACAAGAUGAACGUUAUAAACAUUUAAUUGGAAAAUUCUGCAAACAUCCAUUUGUUAGCAGGCGGCUACCGAUUAUUGGUGAUGAUUUUGUUGAUAUGGAAUUUGGAACAGGUGCUGUUAAAAUUACACCAGCUCAUGAUUAUAAUGAUUAUGAAGUGGGUAAACGGCAUAAUUUAACUUUCGUUACAUGUAUUACAGAUGAUGGGAAUAUGAGUGAUGAAUGCGGAGAUUUUAAGGGUUUGAAACGCUUUGAUGCGAGAGAUCGUAUAGUGGAAGCUUUGAAAGAAAAAGGCCUUUAUGUAGAAAUAAAAGAUAAUCCGAUGAUUGUGCCUAUUUGCAGUCGUUCAAAAGAUAUUAUUGAACCAAUUUUGAAAGCACAGUGGUACGUAAAAUGUGAUGUUAUGGCUCGAAGAGCUAUGGAAGCAGUGAAAAAUGGCGAUUUAAAAAUCAUUCCUGAAUUUCAUAUAACGACAUGGAAUCGAUGGUUGGAGGGAAUAAGAUUCACAUCUUUGCAGUAA
Dracunculus medinensis (Guinea worm) is the source of this 1503-nucleotide messenger RNA. NCBI's taxonomy places the organism in Eukaryota, Metazoa, Nematoda, Chromadorea, Rhabditida, Dracunculidae. The record is from the annotation of a GenBank genome assembly.